This is a messenger RNA of Gorilla gorilla gorilla (western lowland gorilla), 4556 nucleotides long. It is a transcript of the gene PPP4R3A, whose product is annotated as protein phosphatase 4 regulatory subunit 3A. Gene Ontology annotation, cellular component: protein phosphatase 4 complex; nucleoplasm. The transcript is spliced from 15 exons. Gene Ontology annotation, molecular function: protein phosphatase activator activity. Gene Ontology annotation, biological process: protein dephosphorylation; DNA damage response. The record is from RefSeq and is a predicted model, not a curated record. Bases 887 to 3388 code for a protein of 833 amino acids. Lineage: Eukaryota; Metazoa; Chordata; Mammalia; Primates; Hominidae.
CGACGGUGCGUGCAAGGAGGCGGGAGGGAGCCUCGGGCUGUCACCGGCGCAAUCAGCGUCCCGCCUCCUCCGCUCCCUGCGCUCCCGCCACCUCGGCAACUCCGCGCCCGCCUCCCGCCUCCGUCGGAAGCCUCCGCCGCAGUAAGGCUCCCGGUCUCGCUGCUGUCUCUUUAAAUGGUGGGGCUACGAGCCGCCCCUGCAGCUGCUCCCUGGGUGGCCCCGCGCGCCGCUUUUGAGGGGCGAACCAAGAUGGCGGCGGUUUUGGCUGUGUGAGGAAAACGGAAGAGACGGCGGCGGAGGGAAACCGACUCCCACUAGUCCGGGUCGCUUGGGCGGCCGGGGGCCCUCAGAGUCUCCCGGGCAGUGGUAGCAGUUGCAGCAGGAUCAGGCGCCUGUCGGCUUCUGACGUUUAAAACAGGGGGAGCGGAAGGGAGCCACUGGCCGCGGUGGCAGGGCCAGGUAUAAGGAAGGAAAAUAUGGCGGCGGCGGCGGCGGCCUGAGGAGGCGGCGGCGGCGCGGGAAGCUGCUUCGCGGAGAUCAUGGCGGAGGCGGGAGCAGGGCAGUGACGGGAGCCCCGAGUUCCUAGCGCUGCGGGGCGGGAGGCUACGAAGCGCUGCGCGGCCCCCUCGGGGCUGCCGGGCGCCGGGCUCGCCGGGCCUGGACAAUAGCGCCGGGGAGCCGGAGGCGAGGAAAGGCGGCGGCCCAGAGCUCGGUCCCUGGAGCGGGCCAUGCAGGCGGCGGCGCGGCCCCGCGGCGCCCAGCGGCGGCAGUGAGGCCGGGGAGCCCUCCGCUCGCGGGCGCCCUCACGCCUCGCCCCUCGCCUCUCCAGGGCCCCUUUCCUGGGCGUCUGCUGGCGGGGCCCCCGCCCCGGUUCCCGGGCGGCACGAUGACCGACACCCGGCGGCGGGUGAAGGUGUACACGCUCAACGAGGACCGGCAGUGGGACGACCGGGGCACCGGGCAUGUGUCGUCUGGCUACGUGGAGCGGCUGAAGGGCAUGUCCCUGCUUGUCAGGGCUGAGAGCGACGGUUCUCUACUUUUAGAGUCCAAAAUAAAUCCUAACACUGCAUACCAGAAACAACAGGACACUCUGAUUGUGUGGUCUGAAGCAGAAAAUUAUGACUUGGCCCUUAGCUUUCAAGAAAAAGCUGGAUGUGAUGAAAUUUGGGAGAAAAUAUGUCAGGUUCAAGGAAAGGACCCUUCCGUGGACAUCACUCAGGACCUUGUGGAUGAAUCUGAAGAGGAGCGUUUUGAUGAUAUGUCAUCGCCAGGCUUAGAAUUGCCAUCUUGUGAAUUAAGUCGCCUUGAAGAAAUUGCAGAACUUGUGGCAUCAUCUUUACCUUCACCUCUUCGUCGUGAAAAACUUGCACUGGCACUAGAAAAUGAGGGUUAUAUUAAAAAGCUCCUGGAGCUUUUUCAUGUGUGUGAAGAUUUGGAAAAUAUUGAAGGACUGCACCACUUGUAUGAAAUUAUCAAAGGCAUCUUUCUCUUGAAUCGAACUGCUCUUUUUGAAGUUAUGUUCUCUGAAGAAUGUAUAAUGGACGUCAUUGGAUGUUUAGAAUAUGAUCCUGCUUUAUCACAACCACGAAAACACAGGGAAUUUCUAACAAAAACAGCCAAGUUUAAAGAAGUGAUUCCCAUAUCAGAUCCUGAGCUGAAACAAAAAAUUCAUCAGACAUACAGAGUUCAGUAUAUACAAGAUAUGGUUCUACCAACUCCUUCGGUCUUUGAAGAAAACAUGUUAUCAACACUUCACUCUUUUAUCUUUUUCAAUAAGGUAGAGAUUGUUGGCAUGUUGCAGGAAGAUGAAAAAUUUCUGACAGAUUUGUUUGCACAACUAACAGAUGAAGCAACAGAUGAGGAAAAAAGACAGGAAUUGGUUAACUUUUUAAAAGAAUUUUGUGCGUUUUCCCAAACGCUACAGCCUCAAAACAGAGAUGCUUUUUUCAAGACUUUGUCAAACAUGGGCAUACUACCAGCUUUAGAAGUCAUCCUUGGCAUGGAUGAUACACAGGUGCGAAGUGCUGCUACUGAUAUAUUCUCAUACUUGGUUGAAUAUAAUCCAUCCAUGGUACGAGAGUUUGUCAUGCAGGAGGCACAACAGAAUGAUGAUGUAAGUAAGAAGUUAACAGAGCAAAAAAUAACCAGCAAGGAUAUUUUGCUCAUCAACCUCAUUAUAGAACAUAUGAUUUGUGAUACAGAUCCUGAACUUGGAGGAGCAGUCCAGCUUAUGGGCCUGCUUCGAACUUUAGUUGACCCAGAGAACAUGCUAGCCACUGCCAAUAAAACAGAAAAGACUGAAUUUCUGGGUUUCUUCUACAAGCACUGUAUGCAUGUUCUCACUGCUCCUUUACUAGCAAAUACAACAGAAGACAAACCUAGUAAAGAUGAUUUUCAGACUGCCCAACUAUUGGCACUUGUAUUGGAAUUGUUAACAUUUUGUGUGGAGCACCAUACCUACCACAUAAAGAACUACAUUAUUAAUAAGGAUAUCCUCCGGAGAGUGCUAGUUCUUAUGGCCUCGAAGCAUGCUUUCUUGGCAUUAUGUGCCCUUCGUUUUAAAAGAAAGAUUAUUGGAUUAAAAGAUGAGUUUUACAACCGCUACAUAAUGAAAAGUUUUUUGUUUGAACCAGUAGUGAAAGCAUUUCUCAACAAUGGAUCCCGCUACAAUCUGAUGAACUCUGCCAUAAUAGAGAUGUUUGAAUUUAUUAGAGUGGAAGAUAUAAAAUCAUUAACUGCUCAUGUAGUUGAAAAUUACUGGAAAGCACUGGAAGAUGUAGAUUAUGUACAGACAUUUAAAGGAUUAAAACUGAGAUUUGAACAACAAAGAGAAAGGCAAGAUAAUCCCAAACUUGACAGUAUGCGUUCCAUUUUGAGGAAUCACAGAUAUCGAAGAGAUGCCAGAACACUAGAAGAUGAAGAAGAGAUGUGGUUUAACACAGAUGAAGAUGACAUGGAAGAUGGAGAAGCUGUAGUGUCUCCAUCUGACAAAACUAAAAAUGAUGAUGAUAUUAUGGAUCCAAUAAGUAAAUUCAUGGAAAGGAAGAAAUUAAAAGAAAGUGAGGAAAAGGAAGUGCUUCUGAAAACAAAUCUUUCUGGACGGCAGAGCCCAAGUUUCAAGCUUUCCCUGUCCAGUGGAACGAAGACUAACCUCACCAGCCAGUCAUCUACAACAAAUCUGCCUGGUUCUCCGGGAUCACCUGGAUCCCCAGGAUCUCCAGGCUCUCCUGGAUCCGUACCUAAAAAUACAUCUCACACGGCAGCUAUUACUACAAAGGGAGGCCUGGUGGGUCUGGUAGAUUAUCCUGAUGAUGAUGAAGAUGAUGAUGAGGAUGAAGAUAAGGAAGAUACGUUACCAUUGUCAAAGAAAGCAAAAUUUGAUUCAUAAUAAUAUAAUAAUGGCAACGGCCUAGGAUCAGUACCUGUUGAAAAAAACUGGUUCUCCACCCCUCCCCCAUACAAAAUCCACAACAAAGCGCAGUGGUCUCUUGUGAAUGACUGACACAGAUCAGCCUCUUACACUUGACUUCUGCUCAUCAAGUGCCAAUUCAAUGGAGCAGGAGGAGGGGAUAUCAUACAUUUAGGGGAAAGACUUAAGCCUUUGAGCUCUCCAGCUUGGACCACACAUUGCCCUUUUCUCAGGGAAGGAAAUGGAAACAAAAAGCCAACAGGGCAGGGGUUUUGUAAGUGGAACUCUGGAUUGACUGGUCAGUUGCUACAAUCAGAAUAUGCUUUCUUGGACCAUGUUUGAGACUCAGAAGAAUGGGCCUUUCUGCCAUAAUUCUUCACUAGUCAAGAAUGCCAGCAGUUUCUUUGUAUAAAGAGACCUGCCUUUAAAAUCAUACAUUCUGAACAUUUUAGUCAAGCUACAACAGGUUUGGAAAAUCUCUGUGGGGGAGGGGCGAGUAUAAAGUUUUCCUCUUUUUUAACUGUUCCCUUUGCCCUUCAAACUGCAGAUUUUUUUUUUUUUUUAAGUGGAGACUUCUCCCUACUUGAUUAAAGAUUGAGUGGAAUUCUAGAUGUGGUCAUUUGUGUCAUAAUUUUUUUGUUUUAUUUUGUUUUUGAUUGAUUUUUUUUUUCCUCCCCUGAGUGUAUGCUUAGUUGUUGAGUAUAUAUAUUUGGGACCAUUAAAACUUUUUUUGAUGUAAUAUAACCUAACGUUGUGCUGGUACCUGUUUUACCAUGUGUAAUUUUUGUUCUACAUCACAGUUCUUAAUUUGUUUAGAGUUUUAUGAAAGAUGGUAUAGUUUUUAUUGACAAAAGCAAAGUAAUCUUACAACUAUGUGCAUACAAAAGCAAUACUAUUUUGUGACUAAAUAUUUUAUAUUAAAAUUUACAUCAGCAACUGUCUUGAGAAUUCAGGGAAAUAGAAUGGAAUUUAAAACUUCCAACAGUUUUGUUAAAUCUAGAAACAUGAAAUUAGUAUUCCAAAGAGAUUCUGAAAUUUCUUUUCUUGGGGAAAUGACGGUACAUUAAAUCAAAAUUGAGGAUGGAUGAUUUAAAAACAUUUGACUUGACUUUUGAAUAAUAAAAAGAAAAGUGAAGAGUAAGAGAAA